This is a messenger RNA of Peromyscus californicus insignis, 12108 nucleotides long. It is a transcript of the gene Tln2, whose product is annotated as talin 2. Gene Ontology annotation, molecular function: integrin binding; actin filament binding; structural constituent of cytoskeleton. The transcript is spliced from 59 exons. Gene Ontology annotation, cellular component: focal adhesion; ruffle; cytoskeleton. The record is from RefSeq and is a predicted model, not a curated record. Lineage: Eukaryota; Metazoa; Chordata; Mammalia; Rodentia; Cricetidae. Gene Ontology annotation, biological process: cell-cell adhesion. The coding region runs from base 313 to 7992 and encodes 2559 amino acids.
CGGAGCCAGCGGCGGCGGCGGCGGCGGCGGCGGCGGCGGCGGCGGCGCAGCGGGAGCGGAGCCGGCUGCACUCGGGGGCUGGCGCUCCGCAAUGAGACAGUAGCUGCAUCCCCGCGUGCGCUGCUGCAGGGUAACAUCUGGACUGGAAUCGAGGCCCCUCUGGUGCUUGGAUGUCCCUAAAUUCCUGGAUCAGCUUGUUGAAGACCGUAUUGCUGCUAGAAGCUUCUCGCACUCCUCAGGAUCUUUUCAGUAAGACUGACACUGCACAAGCUGAGAAUUUAGACGCUCUGAGCAAAACCCAUCAAGUCGUCUAUGAAAAUGGUGGCACUAUCCUUAAAGAUCUGUGUCCGUCACUGCAAUGUGGUGAAGACCAUGCAGUUUGAGCCAUCGACAGCCGUAUACGAUGCCUGUCGAGUCAUUCGGGAGCGAGUGCCCGAGGCGCAGACUGGACAAGCCUCUGACUAUGGGCUGUUUCUCUCUGAUGAAGACCCCAGGAAAGGGAUUUGGUUAGAAGCAGGGCGGACACUGGAUUACUACAUGCUGCGGAAUGGGGAUAUUUUGGAGUACAAGAAGAAACAGAGGCCUCAGAAAAUCCGGAUGUUGGAUGGCUCUGUGAAGACAGUGAUGGUGGAUGACUCGAAGACAGUUGGGGAGCUCCUGGUCACCAUCUGCAGCAGGAUAGGAAUAACAAAUUAUGAAGAAUAUUCUUUAAUCCAAGAAACGAUUGAAGAAAAGAAAGAGGAAGGGACGGGCACACUCAAAAAGGACAGGACGUUGUUACGAGACGAGAGGAAGAUGGAGAAGCUGAAGGCCAAGCUCCACACGGAUGACGACUUAAAUUGGCUAGAUCACAGCCGGACAUUCAGAGAGCAAGGAGUGGAUGAAAAUGAAACCUUGCUUCUUCGACGGAAGUUCUUUUACUCUGAUCAGAAUGUGGACUCAAGAGACCCGGUGCAAUUGAACUUGCUUUACGUCCAGGCUCGGGAUGACAUCCUGAAUGGCUCUCACCCUGUCUCCUUUGAGAAGGCAUGUGAGUUUGGUGGAUUUCAAGCCCAGAUACAGUUUGGACCUCACGUGGAGCAUAAACACAAGCCUGGAUUCUUAGAUCUAAAGGAAUUCCUACCGAAAGAAUACAUCAAGCAGAGAGGGGCUGAGAAGCGGAUAUUUCAGGAACAUAAAAACUGUGGAGAGAUGAGUGAAAUAGAAGCCAAGGUCAAGUAUGUCAAACUCGCCCGGUCCCUCCGGACAUAUGGAGUGUCCUUUUUCCUGGUGAAGGAGAAAAUGAAAGGCAAGAACAAGCUGGUCCCCCGCCUCCUGGGCAUCACCAAGGAUUCUGUCAUGCGUGUGGAUGAGAAGACCAAGGAAGUGCUUCAGGAGUGGCCGCUCACCACAGUCAAGCGCUGGGCAGCUUCACCCAAGAGCUUCACCCUGGAUUUUGGAGAGUACCAGGAAAGCUACUAUUCAGUACAAACCACAGAGGGAGAGCAAAUAUCCCAGCUGAUUGCAGGAUACAUUGACAUCAUCCUCAAAAAGAAACAAAGCAAAGAUAGAUUUGGACUGGAAGGGGAUGAGGAGUCAACCAUGUUGGAAGAGUCAGUGUCCCCAAAAAAGUCUACCAUCUUGCAGCAGCAGUUCAACCGGACUGGGAAGGCAGAGCACGGCUCAGUAGCACUGCCGGCUGUCAUGCGCUCUGGCUCCAGCGGGCCUGAGACGUUCAAUGUUGGUAGCAUGCCCUCACCGCAGCAGCAGGUCAUGGUUGGACAGAUGCACCGAGGACACAUGCCUCCACUGACUUCAGCGCAGCAAGCCCUUAUGGGGACCAUCAACACAAGCAUGCAUGCUGUCCAGCAGGCUCAGGAUGACCUCAGCGAGCUGGACUCACUGCCACCUCUCGGACAAGACAUGGCAUCUAGGGUAUGGGUUCAGAACAAAGUGGAUGAAUCCAAACAUGAAAUCCACUCUCAAGUUGAUGCUAUCACAGCUGGGACAGCUUCAGUUGUCAACCUCACGGCUGGUGACCCCGCUGAUACUGACUACACAGCCGUGGGCUGUGCAAUCACUACAAUCUCUUCCAACCUGACCGAAAUGUCCAAGGGUGUGAAGCUGCUGGCGGCCCUCAUGGACGAUGAUGUGGGCAGUGGGGAGGACCUUCUCAGAGCUGCCAGGACCCUCGCCGGAGCUGUGUCUGAUUUGCUGAAGGCCGUGCAGCCUACUUCUGGAGAGCCUCGACAGACUGUUUUGACUGCUGCGGGGAGCAUCGGCCAAGCCAGUGGCGAUCUCCUGAGACAGAUCGGAGAGAACGAGACGGAUGAGCGAUUCCAAGAUGUUUUAAUGAGUCUGGCUAAAGCUGUUGCCAAUGCGGCUGCCAUGUUGGUGCUCAAGGCGAAGAAUGUGGCCCAGGUGGCUGAAGACACCGUCCUACAGAACAGAGUGAUCGCUGCAGCCACCCAGUGUGCUCUUUCCACCUCCCAGCUUGUGGCGUGUGCCAAGGUCGUGAGCCCCACCAUCAGCUCUCCUGUGUGUCAGGAGCAACUGAUAGAGGCCGGGAAGCUGGUGGACCGCUCUGUGGAAAACUGUGUCCGUGCCUGCCAGGCAGCCACUGGCGACAGUGAGCUCCUGAAGCAGGUCAGCGCGGCGGCCAGCGUGGUCAGCCAGGCCCUGCACGACCUCCUGCAGCAUGUGCGGCAGUUUGCCAGCCGCGGCGAGCCCAUCGGCCGUUACGACCAGGCCACCGACACCAUCAUGUGCGUCACCGAGAGCAUCUUCAGUUCCAUGGGUGAUGCUGGUGAGAUGGUGCGCCAGGCCCGGGUGCUGGCCCAGGCCACGUCCGAUCUUGUCAAUGCCAUGAGGUCAGAUGCGGAGGCUGAGAUCGACAUGGAGAAUUCCAAGAAGCUCCUUGCAGCUGCAAAGCUCUUGGCUGACUCCACGGCCCGCAUGGUGGAAGCUGCAAAGGGGGCUGCAGCCAACCCAGAGAAUGAAGACCAGCAACAAAGGCUGAGAGAAGCUGCCGAAGGUCUCCGAGUAGCCACCAAUGCUGCUGCCCAGAAUGCUAUUAAGAAAAAAAUUGUCAACCGGCUGGAGGUUGCAGCCAAGCAGGCUGCAGCUGCUGCCACGCAGACCAUCGCAGCCUCCCAGAAUGCAGCUGUCUCCAACAAGAACCCCUCAGCCCAGCAGCAACUGGUCCAGAGCUGCAAGGCAGUGGCCGAUCACAUCCCUCAGCUCGUGCAGGGGGUGAGAGGGAGCCAAGCUCAAGCAGAAGACCUCAGCGCUCAGCUGGCCCUUAUCAUCUCCAGCCAGAACUUCCUGCAGCCUGGAAGCAAGAUGGUAUCCUCUGCCAAGGCAGCGGUCCCCACUGUGAGUGACCAGGCUGCGGCCAUGCAGCUGAGUCAGUGUGCGAAGAACCUGGCUACCAGCCUUGCCGAGCUGCGCACCGCCUCGCAGAAGGCCCAUGAAGCCUGUGGUCCCAUGGAAAUCGAUUCUGCGCUAAACACAGUGCAGACUCUCAAGAAUGAGCUGCAGGAUGCCAAGAUGGCCGCUGCAGAAGGUCAACUGAAGCCACUUCCAGGAGAAACGCUAGAGAAGUGUGCUCAGGACCUGGGAAGCACCUCUAAGGGAGUGGGCUCCUCCAUGGCACAGCUCCUCACCUGCGCUGCUCAGGGCAACGAGCACUAUACAGGAGUGGCAGCUAGAGAAACAGCCCAAGCUCUGAAAACAUUGGCCCAGGCUGCCCGGGGAGUGGCUGCAUCCACAAAUGACCCCGAGGCUGCUCAUGCCAUGUUAGAUUCUGCUCGGGAUGUGAUGGAGGGCUCGGCCAUGCUCAUCCAAGAAGCCAAGCAGGCCUUAAUUGCACCUGGAGAUACAGAAAGUCAGCAGAGGCUAGCCCAGGUGGCCAAAGCUGUGUCUCACUCCUUGAAUAACUGUGUGAAUUGCCUCCCUGGCCAGAAGGAUGUGGAUGUGGCCUUGAAGAGCAUCGGGGAGUCCAGCAAGAAGCUGCUUGUAGAUUCGCUACCUCCAAGCACAAAGCCUUUCCAGGAAGCCCAGAGUGAGCUGAACCAGGCUGCUGCUGAUCUGAACCAGUCUGCUGGGGAAGUCGUCCACGCCACGAGGGGCCAGAGUGGAGAGCUGGCGGCCGCUUCUGGAAAGUUCAGUGAUGACUUCGAUGAGUUCCUGGAUGCUGGCAUUGAGAUGGCUGGCCAGGCGCAGACGAAAGAAGAUCAGAUGCAAGUGAUAGGGAACCUUAAGAAUAUCUCUAUGGCGUCCAGCAAGCUGCUCUUAGCCGCCAAGUCUCUCUCUGUAGAUCCUGGAGCUCCCAACGCAAAAAAUCUUCUGGCUGCAGCUGCAAGAGCUGUCACAGAGAGCAUCAAUCAGCUCAUCAUGUUGUGUACCCAGCAGGCCCCGGGGCAGAAGGAGUGUGACAACGCCCUGCGGGAGCUUGAGACUGUCAAGGGGAUGCUGGAAAACCCCAAUGAACCUGUGAGUGACCUCUCUUACUUCGACUGCAUUGAGAGUGUGAUGGAAAACUCCAAGGUUCUGGGCGAGUCAAUGGCAGGGAUUUCACAGAAUGCCAAGACUGGGGACCUCCCUGCCUUUGGGGAAUGUGUGGGGAUCGCAUCCAAGGCUCUCUGUGGCCUGACCGAGGCCGCGGCCCAGGCUGCAUACCUGGUUGGCAUCUCUGAUCCAAACAGCCAGGCAGGCCACCAAGGCCUGGUGGACCCCAUCCAGUUUGCCAGGGCUAACCAGGCGAUCCAGAUGGCAUGCCAGAACCUGGUGGACCCUGGCAGCAGCCCAUCGCAGGUUCUGUCGGCUGCCACCAUUGUGGCCAAGCACACCUCAGCCUUAUGCAACGCCUGCCGCAUCGCCUCAUCCAAGACGGCCAACCCUGUGGCCAAGAGGCACUUUGUGCAGUCAGCCAAGGAGGUCGCCAACAGCACCGCCAACCUGGUCAAGACCAUCAAGGCCCUGGAUGGGGAUUUCUCUGAAGACAACCGCAAUAAGUGUCGGAUUGCUACCACACCCUUGAUCGAAGCUGUGGAGAACCUGACUGCCUUUGCAUCAAACCCUGAGUUUGUCAGCAUUCCUGCUCAGAUCAGCUCUGAGGGCUCCCAGGCACAGGAACCAAUCUUGGUCUCAGCCAAGACCAUGCUGGAGAGCUCAUCAUACCUCAUCCGCACUGCACGCUCUCUGGCCAUCAAUCCCAAAGAUCCGCCCACCUGGUCUGUGUUGGCUGGACAUUCCCACACCGUGUCGGACUCCAUUAAGAGUCUCAUCACAUCUAUCAGGGACAAGGCCCCUGGGCAGAGGGAGUGUGACUACUCCAUCGAUGGCAUCAACCGCUGCAUCAGGGACAUUGAGCAGGCCUCCCUGGCAGCAGUCAGCCAGAGCCUGGCCACAAGGGACGACAUCUCUGUGGAGGCCCUGCAGGAGCAGCUGACCUCGGUGGUCCAGGAAAUCGGGCAUCUUAUUGAUCCCAUUGCCACAGCAGCUCGAGGGGAAGCCGCCCAGCUGGGACACAAGGUGACACAGCUGGCAGGCUACUUUGAGCCCUUGAUCUUAGCUGCAGUCGGUGUCGCCUCCAAGAUGCUGGACCAUCAACAGCAGAUGACAGUGCUGGACCAGACCAAGACCCUCGCAGAGUCCGCCCUGCAGAUGCUGUAUGCAGCCAAAGAAGGUGGAGGAAACCCCAAGGCACAGCACACCCACGAUGCCAUCACGGAGGCUGCACAGCUGAUGAAGGAAGCUGUGGAUGACAUUAUGGUGACACUGAAUGAAGCUGCCAGUGAAGUGGGACUGGUGGGUGGCAUGGUGGAUGCCAUCGCAGAGGCCAUGAGCAAGCUGGAUGAAGGCACACCUCCAGAACCAAAGGGAACAUUUGUUGACUACCAGACAACCGUGGUUAAAUACUCCAAAGCUAUUGCCGUCACGGCUCAGGAAAUGAUGACUAAGUCGGUUACUAACCCGGAGGAGCUGGGAGGCCUGGCUUCACAAAUGACCAGUGACUAUGGGCACCUGGCUCUCCAGGGCCAGAUGGCAGCAGCCACCGCCGAACCAGAGGAGAUCGGAUUCCAGAUUCGCACACGUGUGCAGGACCUGGGUCAUGGCUGUAUCUUCCUGGUGCAGAAGGCGGGGGCCCUCCAGGUGUGCCCCACAGACAGCUACACCAAGAGGGAGCUGAUCGAGUGUGCCCGUUCCGUCACUGAGAAGGUGUCCUUGGUGCUGUCCGCUCUCCAGGCCGGGAACAAGGGGACCCAAGCCUGCAUCACGGCUGCGACUGCUGUGUCUGGGAUCAUCGCCGACCUGGAUACCACCAUCAUGUUCGCGACGGCAGGGACGCUGAAUGCAGAGAAUGGCGAGACCUUUGCAGAUCACAGGGAGAACAUUCUGAAGACAGCCAAGGCCUUGGUGGAAGACACGAAGCUGCUGGUGUCAGGGGCCGCCUCCACUCCAGACAAGCUGGCCCAGGCAGCUCAGUCCUCGGCAGCGACCAUCACCCAGCUUGCCGAGGUGGUCAAGCUGGGGGCUGCCAGCCUGGGUUCCAAUGACCCUGAGACCCAGGUGGUCCUGAUAAAUGCCAUCAAAGACGUGGCCAAGGCCCUUUCUGAUCUCAUUGGUGCUACCAAGGGAGCUGCCAGCAAGCCAGCCGAUGACCCCUCCAUGUACCAGCUCAAAGGAGCCGCCAAGGUGAUGGUGACCAACGUCACCUCUCUUCUGAAGACAGUGAAGGCAGUGGAAGAUGAGGCCACCCGGGGCACAAGGGCGCUCGAGGCUACCAUCGAGUACAUAAAGCAGGAACUCACGGUAUUCCAGUCAAAAGACAUACCUGAGAAGACAUCAUCACCCGAAGAAUCAAUAAGAAUGACGAAAGGCAUCACCAUGGCAACAGCCAAAGCCGUGGCAGCUGGGAAUUCAUGUAGACAGGAGGACGUGAUUGCAACCGCCAAUCUGAGCAGGAAGGCUGUCUCAGAUAUGUUGACAGCUUGCAAGCAAGCAUCCUUCUAUCCUGAUGUCAGUGAAGAGGUACGAACUAGAGCCUUGCGGUAUGGCACAGAAUGCACCCUGGGCUACCUGGACCUUCUGGAACACGUCUUGGUGAUCCUUCAAAAGCCGACCCCAGAACUCAAGCAUCAGCUGGCUGCUUUCUCCAAGAGAGUUGCUGGAGCUGUCACGGAGCUCAUCCAGGCAGCGGAAGCCAUGAAAGGAACAGAGUGGGUGGAUCCGGAAGACCCAACCGUCAUUGCGGAAACAGAGUUACUGGGAGCUGCGGCGUCCAUUGAAGCUGCCGCCAAGAAGUUAGAGCAGCUGAAGCCGAGAGCAAAACCAAAGCAAGCAGACGAGACCCUGGAUUUUGAAGAACAGAUCUUAGAAGCUGCUAAGUCCAUUGCUGCUGCCACAAGUGCCCUGGUCAAAUCAGCCUCAGCAGCCCAAAGGGAGCUGGUGGCCCAAGGCAAGGUGGGCUCCAUCCCUGCCAACGCUGCUGAUGAUGGACAGUGGUCACAGGGGCUGAUCUCUGCUGCCCGGAUGGUGGCGGCAGCAACCAGCAGUCUCUGUGAGGCAGCCAAUGCCUCUGUUCAGGGACAUGCCAGCGAGGAAAAGCUCAUCUCAUCUGCUAAGCAGGUCGCAGCUUCGACCGCUCAGCUGCUGGUGGCCUGCAAGGUGAAGGCCGACCAGGAUUCAGAGGCCAUGAAGCGGCUACAGGUAAUGGUCACUGAUGCUGGUGGGAAAAUACUCCUGUUGGAGCGGGCAGCAGGAAAUGCUGUGAAAAGAGCCUCAGACAAUCUUGUCCGUGCAGCCCAGAAGGCAGCCUUCGGCAAAGCUGAUGAUGAUGAUGUUGUUGUGAAAACCAAGUUUGUGGGAGGCAUUGCUCAGAUCAUCGCAGCCCAGGAAGAGAUGCUCAAGAAAGAGCGAGAGCUGGAGGAAGCCAGGAAGAAGCUGGCCCAGAUCCGCCAGCAGCAGUAUAAGUUCCUACCUACGGAGCUGAGGGAAGAUGAGGGCUAAUGCCUGCCCAUGAUGGCGAGCCCCGGGAGGUGGCGCCCCUCCCCCCCAACAAGAACUGGACAGCGCAGUGUUCCCAAGGGCCAGGUACUUCCUGGAAACUGCUGGCCCUCCACCUGGAGUUUCUUUCUCACUUCUCGGUCCUGUUACCAUCGGCUGCAUGAUCAUGAUCUCACACGGUACAGUGUCCCACCCACAGCUCCUCCAGCUCCCCUCAUGCCUCGCUUUAUCUCAGGAGAGAGGGGCGCACAUUUCAUGGACUGUUACCAAAAAGAGAAAAGUCAGUAUUAUGUCAUUCUCAGACACGCUAGUCUUUGUCCUACAAGACUGCUCCAGGGCCUCUUUGUGACAUCAUACUAGGAAAAGAACAACAACAACAAUAAUAAUAAUGGCUCACGGGCAUCAUCUGUAUCGUCGACACAGCUACUCUCUCUCUAGAGAGAAGGCAGAAGCUGCCGUUGGACACUGUUAGUAAAGCCAGAAACACUCCCUGGUGGACUCUGGGGUCUAGAGUCACAGAGGUCCUUGUAAGUUUGGAGCACUGAUUUGCCCACGGGGGUGAAGAACCUCUGCCCCAUUUGCACGCUUUUCUUGCCUCAGUGUGUAAGCUCCUUGUACAAUCUACAUCCAUCUUGUAUUCUGUGGCCCAGAAAAAUGGAAGUUAUUAUUUUUGUUUUCCUCCCCCAAAGGGCAGAGUUGUGGAAAGUGGUCAGGGUUAGGUGGGCAGGGGCCAGAAUAAAAUCCUGGGCUCCUUAACUCUGCAAGGCUGUUUCGGUUCAUGCAAAUGAACACACUCAAACUGUGUCCCUGAUGGUCCUCAGUGCAGCGCCCCCUAGAGGAAAGAGUCAGGCGGGACUUAGGCAGGAAUGAGGAGUCUCCCACCCUCAAGCCCCAUUAUCAGAUUCUGUGCUCUUAGGAGGGUCCAAGUUCAAGACGGAAAGCUGGCUGUUUAGAACUGUCACUGGUCUUCCAGCCCAAGAUGGUAUUUCCUACCCUGUAUCUUAAUAUUCCCAAAAUCUGAAAGGACCUUCUAGUCAACAUGGACCUCUGUGAUAGCAUUGCUUAUUGUCACAUGGGUGUUUUCACAGUACGUCAUUUGGGUGCUGCACCUCCGGUCCUUCAGAUUUCUUCUCCUCAUGCCUUUCCUUUUCAGGGCCCUCUUCUGGAACGAACGUCAUAGAUCCCUGAGUUUACAUUUGCUCUGAACCUCUACCUAAGAUAAUGGAUGAAGGAUGAACGGCCUGUGGCCAAGGGCCCAAUACCAAGCACCAGUAUAUUUGAAUGAAUUCACAAAGGGAAAAUAAGAGUUAGUAGAGCAUGCUGGGGCUGUAGCUCAGCUCGGUGUGGUGGCACAUGUCUCUAAUCCCAGCACUGGGGAGAUGAAGGCAGGAGAAUCAAAAGUUCAAGAUUAUCCUUGGCUACAGAGUAAGCUAGAGAUCAGCUUUAGCUACAUGAGACCCUGUCUCCAAAAGGGGGAAAAAGAUAAUAGAGGCAUAUGGUUUUCAAGACUGAAGGCUGCUGAAGGCAGGCCUUCCCCUCAUUAGUGAGAUGAUGCCAGAACCAGAUUGUGAGUUGCACUCACCACUUAGAUCCAGAUUUCUACCAAAGAGGAAAUACUGGUACUCUGGUCGGAAAGAAAAGAAAAGAGUCGACCUUCAACCCUGCCAGAAGAGUCUUCUGUGCUACAGUUUUAAAAUAGGAUUAAAUUCUGACAGUUUCCCAGAUGUAUAGAGACGUAUAAGUGCCUCACAAAGGGAUUCUUCUCAGACAGGUAGAAGGCUAUACAAAGUGUGGUGUGAGUGGAAAGCAAAUGAAGAACACAUGGAGGGAAUGAGGGUGUGUAGGCAUCCAGUCCAAUAGAGGAGGCAUGCUGCAGAGCCCUGGAUGCUCACGGGAAAGCGGAUGGUCUUGCUCACCAUCUUUGAUUCUUCAUGUCUAUGCUGGGUACUUUCCAAACGAUUAAGUCAGACCCCAAAGUUCAUGAUUAAGAUGGGAUAAUGUCCUCACGUAGUGGGACAGGAGGCCUUCCUGCAGCCAGCUCACCCUCUGUCCUGUAGGUAUGCUUCCGGGCAGCUGCUCCUCAUCCCUCUUACACCUGUCCCUUGUCACAUUGGACUUUCCAGGGGCAGGGCAGGAACAGACAGUGAGUUCUCUGUCCUUGCCCCAGGGUUGUUAAAAAACCUUCACAGAAGUGGAUAUGGGAGAAAAAUCCCUAACAAAUGCAAAGGGCUGCCCUUUGCAUCUGUAAGGAGUUUCAGGGGAAUGGGAGUCUGCCCUCCUGUCUGGAGAGUGGCGCACCCCUAGGAACUUUAGGGGGAGGUGGUUCCCAGACAUCACCUGCCAUGGUCCCAUGUCUCACCUGUCCCUUGCUUGCCCAUGCUGCAUCCGUGUGUGCCAAUGUCCUUGUGGCUGGCCGGGCCUCUCCUCGUUUCAUAAAAUGGAUGAAAUACUGAACUAUGGACAUUACUUAAUAAAUGCUGCUGGUGGUGUCCCCAGAGGCACUGAGGGACUUGUGACUCCUAACGGAGAAAGAAUGCAGAUGCAGUGAGUUGCAUCUUGGAGUAGUUUCAAGGCAAAAGUGGCCCAAGGCCUGGAGCAUGAAAUAUAUCCCUCUGUGAGAGGGGAACUAGGUAUGCAGAUGGGUGCUCUCCUACCUCUAUCCCGGAAGGGAAGGGAAGCUGAUGUUGGGUUUGGAAUCCUUAGACCAGUCUUUCUGUCUAGAAUUUCCAUUUUUGAUGAUCAAAGGGGAGAUGUGCCUGGUGGCUGGGAAAUUGCAUCUAGCUCGUUUCUGCCUUUCAGAAGUCUUUGGAUCAGGAUGCAAUAGCCAUGUUCGGUCAGACAGCCCUGGGCAACGCUUCCAUUGGCCAGUUGGGGGUGGUCUUGGAAGUCAUCAUAAACAGAUACUUCAGACCUGGCCAGUCUGCCAGUUGUCACUGUGGUUUUCAGAGGCAGCUGCCCAGGCUUCCAUCUGUGCCCAGCCUUUCAGGGCUAAGCCACCGGCAGAUCUGCUGGCAUAUACUCUUAAUCCAGAAAAGCCCCUAAGCUUCUCGUCAGACUCAUCUGCUUGUCUUCUGCAUACUCUGCCAGCUGGUGAGAGUGCGGCCAACUGAAACCAACCCCUGGUUUGUUGAAAACAGCAUAACCAGGUGUGGUGGCAUACAUUUUUUACAUUUUACAGUCCCAGCACUUGGGAGGUGGAGGCAGGAGGAUCACAAGUUUAAGGUCAGCCUGGGCUGGGUAGCCAGAUCCUGUCUCAGAAAACCAAAGGCUAGUGGGUGUAGCUUAGUGUUAGAAUGCUUGCCUAGUAAGUGCAAGGCCCUGGGUUUGUUCCCAGCAACACACGAAGUAUAGCCAAAAUAUACCGCCUCCUAAAAGAAUGUAUUUAAUCCCCCCUCCUCAGUGACUCCAGAACCAAAACCUUAUGAAGGAACCAGGGCAGAGGUGGUAAGACAUGCUCUCUGUUCCCCCUCUUUCCUCACUGGCAAGUGGUCCCCAAAAUCACCCUGAGCUCUGGGCUAUAGCAGCACCUCUGGGCCUUACGGCUGAAGAUCCCAGCACAGAUUAUCUGUGUGCUCUGCUCAAACCCCCUGUGACUGAGGGACAGAUACUUGUAAGAGAUUCAGGAAAUGCAAGGAACAGGAAGGAAACAUCCACUUUCAGGCUGAGAGGCCAUAGUUCCCAGAGUCCUGAAAGCCAGAGGUCUUGGGGGCUGUGCUGGUGGCUCAGGUCUUACCGCUCCGCCCAUAGGGUCAGCAGCCUCUGCUAGAGAAAGCAUCCUCUGCAAAUCCCCGACACUACUGUUCCAUUGCUCUGACAUGUGCUUGGUGUGUUGAGGUUGGUCAUUGGGAAUGAGCAUGAAGACAGACCUUCUGUUAGUCUGCAAAGACCAUGAAGAGCUAAUGUUUUUCUGUGGACCAGGCUAGGUUCUAUCUGGUCUUCCCUGGAACCCAGCUCCCUGCCUACCAGGGAGCAACAGCAUGCAACCCCCUCUGCAGCCAUGUCCACCAGAAGACAGGAAAGAGAAGCUCUGCCCUUGUCAUAAUGUUUAAUCACAUAAAUUAAUUUAUCUAAUCACAUAAAUUAUUUUUUUUAUUCAUCAGAAAUAAACUUUUAAAGGAA